Messenger RNA from Quercus lobata, 1680 nucleotides. RefSeq names its product lysine histidine transporter-like 8. Bases 104 to 1594 code for a protein of 496 amino acids. The record is from RefSeq and is a predicted model, not a curated record. The transcript is spliced from 5 exons. Lineage: Eukaryota; Viridiplantae; Streptophyta; Magnoliopsida; Fagales; Fagaceae.
UAGUCAUUAUAUAUAUAUACCACCAACCAUCAGCUUUAUAUUUGCAAAACCCACACCCAAUAUUUUCAACAUAGCUUUUGAACUAGAGCAGAGGAGGGUAGCCAUGGCAGAAAUGGUAGAACGAAAUUAUAGAAAAGUUAUGCCUCUCCCAGCUUCACCUUCCAAUACCAAAACCCUGGGAGAGCUAAUGCAAAUGAUAACCAUUAUAGCUAUUGACCCCUCAAAAGAUGUUACUACAUCUGCAAGUUUGCAAGGUUAUCAGCAUAAUCCACAGGAAGCUUGGCUUCCCAUCACUGAAUCCAGGAAUGGCAACACCUUUUUUGCAGCGUUUCAUUUACUCUGUUCAGGAAUUGGAUUGCAAGCUCUCUUGCUUCCUGUCGCAUUUGCCACACUUGGAUGGGCAUGGGGUAUAAUAUGUUUGUCACUAGCAUUUGCAUGGCAACUCCAUACCAUAUUUAUUCUCGUUCGACUCCAUGAAUUAGUUCCUGGAAUUCGCUACAGCAGAUACAUGCACCUUGCAAUAGUUUCUUUUGGUCCAAAACUAGGGAAGUUGCUUGCCCUAUUCCCUGUAUUAUACAAUUCAGGGGGUAUGUGUAUCAUUCUAAUUAUUACUGGAGGUAGGACGCUGGACCUCAUAUUCAAAACCCUAUGUGAUCGUGAUGCCAUGUGUCAUGCUAAAUCAUUAACAAAUACAGAGUGGUUCUUGGUGUUCACCUGCUUAGCAAUACUUAUAGCCCAACUACCAAACUUGAACUCUGUAGCUUGGGUGUCUUUAAUUGGGGCCAUCACAGUCGUUCUAUAUUCUACUUUGAUUUGGGCUCUCUCAAUUACCAAAGAUAGGCCAAUAGGCAUAUCCUAUGGUCAAUUUGACAAAUUGAAAUCUAACAUGGAAAAAUUUAGUGAUGUGUUGAAUGCACUUGGGAUCAUAGCCCUCGCAUUCAAAGGACAUAAUGUUAUCCUCGAGAUACAGGGAACAUUGCCUUCAAGUCCAAAACAAACAUCCUAUAAGUCAAUGUGCACAGGGGUGACAAUAUCAUACAUAGUAAUCACUAUGUGCCAAUAUCCCCUUGCAAUAGCUGGAUUUUGGGCUUAUGGAAACAAGGUACCGUACUCUGGAGGACAAGGACUGUUGACUGCAUUUUCACAAAUCCACGGGCCAAGCACCUCGAAGUUAAUUAUGACCUCAAUUUACCUACUUGUAUUGGUGAACUGUUUAUGUACAUUCCAAGUUUACGCCAUGGUUGUUUUUGACAACUUGGAAGUUAGAUACACAAGCAAGAAAAAUCAGCCAUGCCCAAGAUGGGUUCGCACAUGCCUUCGCAUUUUCUAUGGAGGGUUGGCUUUCUUUCUUUCCGUGACUUUCCCAUUUUUGGGAAGCCUAGCACCUUUAGUUGGAGGUGCUACAUUGCCUUUAACUUUUGCUUAUCCAUGUUUCAUGUGGAUUGCAAUGAAGAAUCCUCGACCAAAUGGUUUGGUUUGGUUUAUAAACAUGGGUUUAGGUUGCUUUGGCAUUGUCUUGACUAUUCUAAUAGUUAUUGCAGCGGCUUGGACCUUAGCUGACAAAGGCCUAAAAGCCAACUUCUACAAGCCUUAAUGACAUAUACAUUAGUAAGAAAUUAAACCUAUAACCAUUUUGGAUGUAUAUAUGGGCCUCGGGGAAUUACUUAUUCGAUUGGCUGU